Molecule: messenger RNA, 2373 nt
Organism: Guillardia theta CCMP2712
Lineage: Eukaryota; Cryptophyceae; Pyrenomonadales; Geminigeraceae
Exons: 2
Coding region: 1-2373 (790 amino acids)
Source: RefSeq, a predicted model, not a curated record
AUGGCGGGCCGGGUGUUGAUGGUGGCGCUGGUAGCGCUGACGGCAGGGCAGGGACAAGAGACAUGGCUGCAUCAUGACAGAGCGGAUCAUCCUGCUCCUCCCUUCUGCCAGCCUCUCCUUCACGCUGAGUGUUCUCUCCGCUCGGAAGAGGCUCCAGCCCUGCCGUGCCUGCGGGUGGUGGGAGGUAGAGGGAAGUUGAAGCAAAUGUCGAAGGGGGCAAAAGUGAGGAGGCAGAAGAAGAAGAAACAAACUCGGAAACAAAAGAGAGAGGAUGAAAGAAAGAAGAGAAAGGAGGAGUUUUCUAUGGAGCCAGUGAGGAUCGGCGGAGGGCUCGUUCAUCCAACGCGCCUUGGAGGAGUUACGAAGGAAGACGUGAAGGAGACCCUGCAGCAGAAGAAACAGCCUCUCAGCAGGAUCAAAUCGAGGCUAAAGUUGAAGCAGCCGACCAAGAAAGCCAUGGCGGGGGAGAUAGGGCACUAUCCGCGGAAAGCAAAUUUCAUGCCGAAGCGUGACAGGAGGAAACUGAGAAAGUUGCAAGCCUUGCAAGCACUCAAGCAAAGGAAGGACUCCAUCGCGGGGCAGAAAAGGCAAGCAAGUCAGGUUGCCGGGAGGAAUGAGGAGGAGGAGGAGGAGGAGGAGUCUUCAGAGUCAAAGGCAGACGGGUCUGAGCAGGCUGUGGCAUCGGACGAGAGUUUGUAUGAGGGGGACUUUGAAACUCUUGAGGAGGAGAAAAAGCACAGGGAGAUGCUUGCUCGCAGAUCGCUUCUUUCCGUGCAAGGCAAGGAGGACAGGCUGCAGAGCUUUGUGUCUCAGCAAUCAGGUUACCCGCACGGCAAGAAAGGCUUGCAUAGGAACCUUACGCCCGAGAACUUGGCUGAAGCUGGUUUCCGGUACCUGCCAGACUGCGCGGGAUCUGAUCAGACAGUUUUUGAGCAGACGGGAGAGCUGUUCAAGGACUGGCAGAAAGAUGAUGUGCCGAUGCAGAUCAGCGUUGGUUUGCUCGAGAACAUGUACUGGUCAAAACGAUUCUCUUCAACCUCGAGCGAGGUAGCGAGACAGAUCGAGUUUACGUACAGAGUGCUGGGGAACACAGAGGAGGCAGAGAGAUGGCAUCGAAUCUCACUAGAGGAGGCUCAAGCGAAGCAGGAAGAAGCUGGAGCAGAAGCUCUUUCAAGACCGGAGAGAGCCCUCGCAAUCGCCGAUGACGUCAUCCGUGACGCCUUAGCCGAGGAUGAGAUGGACAAGGUCUUGAAGGAGAACGCUUUGACUUGGAAGCAGCGCGCACAGCAGCUCACGCAGCUUCCGAAACGGGGAAAGUUUGAGUGGGAGAAGUACAUGGAGGGGGAUGCUUCCAACGCCAUCCCGAUGGUCACAAACGAGCAUACGGAGGGAAGGGAGAGGAAAGCGAGGCCGAUCGACCCCCAGGAGUCGAUGAUGCUCAAGGUAAUGAAGGAGGACAUUUCUCUAUCUGUGAAUUUCCGCGAGGAGACGGUGCUGCUCAACAACCUCUCCUUCCCCCUGCCUACCUCUGCCCCGUGCAAGUUCGACGACUUGGAGGUGGAGGGAGAUAGGUUAAAUGGUGUGAACUUCUCUCAAUCGGGCAUGCGAGUUGUCAGGGUCGAUGUCUCUGCACACCCCAUCGUCCGCUGGGCCACUAAUCUCCUCACGGGAGCCGAUAAGCGCAAGAGGAGCAGCUGGAGCCUGCGGGUGGUGAAGAACAAGGGAAGGAUCGUUGUGGGCUUUCUUGGGAGCAGCCUGCAGUCCUCCUACAACCUUGAGCUGAACUCUGCCGUGAACGGAUUCCUGCUCGACAGCAACGGGAAGGCGGUGCGAACGUCAGAGGACAUCUUGCGCCCUGACAGGCUGGGAGAGAGGCAGAUGAAUGUGCUCGAGCUUGCAAAGCUCCAUCGCAAACUGGUCACAGGAGAGUGCAGGAGGAACGCGACCGUGAUCUCCGUGCGAGAGCCUCCUUCCUCCUCCCCUGAUGCCAAGUCGCAUCUGGACCUCUCUUUCGGCCAGGACUCCAUCAUCGUCCUUACCAUCGACCGCCGGAGGCAGCGAGCAAGGAUCGACGUUUACAAGUCCCAGCUGCUGGACCAUGUGGGAGGGUUGGGACGUGUGUCCACGGGACGACUCGAGUCGGUCGUCUCCUUCAGGAUCCAGGGGGUAGCCAACGACUCUGUGCCGUUCGUGGUCUUGGAGGAGUACGGGGAUACUGUUGACCUGAUGACGAGGAGGACCUUCAAGAAGGAGCUUAUGCGCAUGAUCGACCCCUUCUACGUGGGCGGGAGGAAGAGGAGGAAGAGGAGGAGGCUUCCUCCGGUGGACCGAGAGGACCUGUACGUGGAGCGGGCUUGCUCAAACUCUCGCUGA